Wasmannia auropunctata (little fire ant) is the source of this 2265-nucleotide messenger RNA. RefSeq lists its product as uncharacterized. The transcript has a single exon. NCBI's taxonomy places the organism in Eukaryota, Metazoa, Arthropoda, Insecta, Hymenoptera, Formicidae. The record is from RefSeq and is a predicted model, not a curated record. Gene Ontology annotation, molecular function: nucleic acid binding; RNA-DNA hybrid ribonuclease activity. The coding region runs from base 1 to 2265 and encodes 754 amino acids.
AUGGUUAACGAACGGUUGAUUUGGUGGGCGGAACACACAAAGAAAGUACAUGUUACACAAAACGGAUUUAGGAGAGGAAAGUCAUGUUUGGACAAUUUGGGUAGACUAUUGGCGGACAUACGUACAGGGAUACAUGAGGAUAGCUACUCUUUGGCGGCUUUUUUAGACGUAACGGCGGCUUACGAUAACGUGGACUUGACCAUAUUAAGGGAGCAUCUAUGUAAUAUGGGUUGUCCGAAAAAAAUUUUAGACUUUUUGAAUAAAUGGUUAUCCACAAGGGAGACUGAAUUUAUAAUAAGUGACACGGAAUCAAGAAUUUUAAAAGUUAGUAAGGGCCUUCCUCAAAGGGUCGUGUUGAGCCCUCUGUUAUAUGCGCUAUACACGAGACUCAUAGCAAACGAUAUAGGCGUUUAUUGUAAGAUCCUGCAGUUCGCGGACGAUAUUGUAAUUUACACGAUCGGAAAAAAUAGAGAAAUAAAUCGCCGCAAUUUAGAAGAUGCGGUUAAUCGCGUUGCGCAGAAAUUAGUGGGAUUAAACUUGGAGCCAAAAAAGACCAAUCUGGUAGAAUUCUCAAAAGCUGGUUGGACAGAUAAGAAUAUGUAUAUAAAAAUUGCCAAUGUGAAGGUGUUCAAUACUAAUAACGCAAGAUUUUUAGGCAUUGAUUUUGACAGUCGCACUAAUUUCAAGGCACACAUCCAGCAAAUUAGAGGUAGAAUGAAGAGGGCGAAUGCUGUUGUGAAAUACUUAUGCAGAGUCUCUUGGGGUGUAGAGGUCAACACAGCACUUAUGCUGUAUAAAAGUAUGGUUAGAUCCGUAUCAGAUUACGGCAGUUUUAUUUAUGCUCCUACGGACAAAGAAUACAUUUUAAAGCUUGAAAGAGGGCAAUAUGCGGGUAUCAGAACGGCAUUGGGUUAUCGAAAUUCUACGCCAAAUAAUGUGAUAAUUGCGGAAGCUAAAGUAACAUUAUUAAAGGAUAUGGCGUUAAUGCUGGCUAGGAACUGGUGUCUGAAAAACUAUAAAUAUGGUGAUUUAGGCGUGAGGAACAGCAUGAACAAUUUGAUAAAAAUGGAAAGUUUGGCGUGCUAUAGGAACCCUCUAUAUAAAAAAUCAAUGCUGGGUAGAGCGUGGAAAGACAUAAAAAAUAUAGGGGAUAAAGUAGGUAAUAAUGAAAAUACGUAUGAGAUUUGGCAAAUGGACUAUGCGGUAUUGACUGAAGAUUUAGAAAUAGAUUUAGAGUUCGGGAAAGAAUAUCAGGAUAGGGAAAAAACAAAGGAAAGAUAUGUGGAGGGCUGGAUCAUGAACGAAGAGGACAGAAAAAUGAGAAGACGAUUAUGUACUGAGAAAAAUCUGAUCUCGUCUAAGACAGAGAUGAUAUAUACAGAUGGAUCGAAACCUAAAGGCGCACAGGCAACAGGUGCAGGGAUAGCGUCGGAGCGUCGGGAGAUCGCCUACUAUGUGAGCUUGCCUAGCGAAUGUUCUUCAUUCACGGCGGAAGCCUUUGCAAUUAAAUCUGCACUUGAAAUUGAAUUGUCAAAAUUGGACAAAGGCAAUCUUACGCUGGAUAAUUAUUGUAUUAUGUCAGACUGUCAGGCUGUGAUAAAAGCUGUGCAUUCAAAUACUUUGAAUGUAUAUGUAAAUAAGUAUAUAUUAGAUAUUAAAAAUCUAGUUUAUAAGCUAAAACAUAGAUUUAACAAACGUACUAUUAUGGUAUGGAUUCUGAGUCAUAGAGGAAUUGCUGGCAACGAGGUGGCGGAUCAAUUGGCAAAGGAUGGAGCUAAAGAAAGGCCUGCGCAUGAGAUUGAAGUCCCGAUACAUGACAUACGUAGUUUAAACAAGGAAAGAGCAUAUAACGAUACGCAACAGUCGAUAGAAAUGGACGCUAGGUUUAAAGGACAAUUUUACUUUGAUAAUUAUUACAAGAAGCAUAAGAGAAAACCGUGGUUUCAUAAUUUUAAUGCUGAAAGAUACUACAUCACCCUUUUGAAUAGACUAAGAUCGAACCACUAUAAUUUGAAUGAGUCACUUGCGAGAAAAGGAUACGUCGAUAGCGAGCGUUGUGAAUGCGGAGGCGAGAGAGAGGAUAUAGACCACGUGAUAUGGAGUUGCCACAAGUACGACGACUUGCGUGAAAAAUUAGGCAUAGAACUGUCGAAGAGAAGAUUGGAGGGCAGGGAGAGCAUAUUUUCUUUGAUAGAGAGAGAGCAAUGGGAGAAGAUUGAUGUGAUAUUCACUGUGCUGCUGAAAAACAUAGGAAAGAUAAUAUAA